Molecule: messenger RNA, 1747 nt
Organism: Lactuca virosa
Lineage: Eukaryota; Viridiplantae; Streptophyta; Magnoliopsida; Asterales; Asteraceae
Source: the annotation of a GenBank genome assembly
AUGAUUCAUUCAUCAGUACCUUCUGCACGUUAUUCCGUAAAGUUAUCUAUGGUCGAUGAGAUGACCACUUACACCUUUAUGGAUUAUGAAGUGAAAGUGAUGUAUCAUCAUAGCUUAUACUUGGUAGAUAUCGUUGAAGAAAAAAUUGGAAGAGUGUUGAAAUUGGAUUCAAUUACAAGUGGCAAGCUCUGGUUGGAUAUGGAUUAUCUUGUCUUUAACACGUGGCAUUGGUGGACCCGUAGAGGCCCCACCCAACCAUUUGAUUUUAUACAAGACGGGAAUAACAUAACUAAAGAUAUGGAUCGUGUUGUUGCUUUUGGGAAGGCUAUUGAUACAUGGGGUCGAUGGGUCGAUGACAACAUUGAUCCGGUUAAAUCGAAGGUUUUCUUUCAGGGGAUUUCACCUACUCAUUACAAUGGGGCAGGCUGGGGCGAACCAAAGGCUCAAGCCUGUUUGGGACAAAAAGAACCUGUUCCUGGCGAAAAGUACCCUGGAGCACUACCAAUGGCAUUGGAGGUUCUUGAGAAGGAGCUUAAACCCAUCAAGAAACCGGUGACAUUGUUGGACAUAACAAAUCUAUCGUUGCUGCGAAAAGAUGGGCACCCGUCAAAAUAUGGGCUUCCCCACAAAACCGGGAUGGACUGCAGCCACUGGUGUCUCGCUGGAGUUCCUGAUACUUGGAAUGUUUUGCUCUACAACUUUAUGUUCUACUUCCAAGGUAUUGUUAAUGGCGAUGAAAAAAAGUGUGAUUUCUUCAAAGGCAGAUGGGUAUGGGACGAUUCAGAAUCAAACCAAAUGUAUACGGGUUUAGAAUGCCCGUUUAUAAACAACGGUUUGAAUUGCCAGAAAAAUGGUAGACCGGAUAACACAUACCUUAACUACCGAUGGCAGCCUCACUCUUGUUCCCUUCCAAGAUUCAAUGGUGAGGAGUUUCUAGUGAGAAACAAAGGAAAGAAGAUAAUGUUUGUGGGGGACUCUUUAAGUUCAAAUCAAUGGCAAUCACUAGUAUGCAUGCUUUACAACCAUGCACGACUCAUCAUCCCUAGCAUCAUUCAUGGAGGAUCAAUCUCAACUGUUUCUUUUCCUGAGUAUGGAGUUUCGGUUAUGUAUUUGAAAAACGGGUUUCUUGUAGACAUAGUGGUGGAGGAAAAGGGGCGUGUCUUGAAGCUGGAUUCGAUUAGCAGAGGGGCAAAAUGGGAAGAAGCUGAUAUUUUGAUUUUUAAUAGUUAUCACUGGUGGAUUCAUGGUGGACAGCUUAAAACAUGGGACUAUUAUCGGGUUGGUGACAUGUUAUAUAAAGACAUGGCUUUAAUGGAUGCAUAUAGGAUUGCGUUGACUACAUGGGCUAAAUGGGUUGACUCCAACGUUAACCCUAAAAAGACACAAGUUUUUUUCCAAGGGAUUUCUGCUGUUCAUUAUGAAGGGAAGGAUUGGGGGGCACCAAAUAUCAAGAAUUGUGAGGGGCAAACUGGUCCUAUACAAGGAUUUAGGUAUCCAGGGAAUAGGUAUCCAGGAGAACAAGUGGUGAAAGAUGUAUUGCAAAAAAUGAAAAAUCCAGCUUAUUUACUGGAUAUAACAUUACUUACACAGUUGAGAAAAGAUGGGCACCCAGCCAAGUAUGCUGAUGGACCUAUGGAUUGCAGCCACUGGUGCCUUGCUGGCGUUCCUGAUACAUGGAAUCAAAUCUUGUACACGGUUUUGCUUAAAGAUUAGUUUUUUUAAGUAUUAAAAGUUGCAAAUAAGUGGG